Molecule: messenger RNA, 1402 nt
Organism: Momordica charantia (bitter melon)
Lineage: Eukaryota; Viridiplantae; Streptophyta; Magnoliopsida; Cucurbitales; Cucurbitaceae
Gene: HSA32
Product: Aldolase-type TIM barrel family protein
Source: RefSeq, a predicted model, not a curated record
CAUGGUCGUCAAGAAACGCAGAGAAUCCGAGGAAAUUUUCAAACGUUUCCGGAUUCUUUUAAAUCGGCGGCGCCAGAUUGUAACCGGAAUAAUUAUUUAACGAUAACUCAAGACACGUGUGAAGUUGGACGAUGGAGGGGCAGUAAAGGAAAAGAAGAAAAUAUUUCUAGAAAGAACUCAAAGUUCCUGAAACAUUCCAGUCGGGAGCCAGAUGGAAAAAGUCUAAAAAUGUCCGAAUUUUUCAGAGGGAAGCUGCGAAGCGGCAAUCAGUACUCGAAGGGUGGAAUUCUCCGAGUCUUUGAUUCUGAUUCAGCCUCCAUUGAUCACUGCAUUGGAGAACAUGUCAGCUUAUUGGUGGAAAAGCUUCGACGAGGACGAAGAUCGACCAGAGAAGCCUCGGCGAUUUGGAGUAACCGAGAUGAGAGGCCCCCAUUACACUCUCUCCAGCCAAAAUGUUAUUCAGGACAUUUUUGAGUCCAUGGGUCAAUUCGUCGAUGGGAUAAAGUUCUCCGGCGGUUCCCACAGCCUGUUGUCGAGGGAUUUUGUUAAAAAGGUGACUGAAAUGGCUCAUAAACACGACAUCUAUGUCAGUACAGGUGACUGGGCGGAGCACUUGCUUCGCAAAGGUCCAUCGGGUUUCAAUGAGUAUGUGGAGGAAUGUAAGCUCUUGGGAUUUGACACUGUCGAGCUCAAUGUGGGAUCGCUUGAAGUUCCUGAAGAAACUAUUCUGCGAUACGUGCGUUUGAUAAAGAACGGUGGCCUUAGGGCUAAGCCUCAAUUUGCAGUGAAGUUCAAUAAGUCUGACAUCCCCAUCAGUGGCAAUCCAGCAUUUGGAGCUUAUAUUGUUCCAAGACCUCGAUCUUCUGAACUUGUAGAAGAUGUUGAUCUUUUGAUCAGAAAGGCUGAGAGAUGCCUAGAAGCUGGGGCGGACAUGAUAAUGAUUGAUGCAGAUGAUGUCAGUAAACACGCCGAGACUCUCCGAGCAGACAUCAUUGCCAAGAUCAUCGGACGUCUUGGUCUAGAGAAAACAAUGUUUGAAGCAUCGAAUCCCAGAACCUCGGAGUGGUUUAUCAAACAAUACGGCCCGAAGGUGAAUCUCUUUGUGGAUCACUCUCAAGUCAUGGAUCUGGAGUGCCUCCGGGGCCGCAACCUGGGUAAAAAUCACUCUUCUAUUCUUGGUUCCUCCUACUUUCAGAUUUAAAGCUGCUGUUUCAACUCCACAGAUUUGUGUUGGGUUCUGUAUGUCAACUUCAACACUGUUGCAGUGUGUUUUGAUGCUCUUGACUGCAAUGCAUCUUUUUAUUUUAUUUUAUUUUUGGAUUCAGAACUCUAAACUGUACUUCGCUUUUCUUUAAUAAAUGAAAGGGCUCCACUGGUUGUAUAAAAUGACAUAUUGGAAUGA